Zasmidium cellare ATCC 36951 is the source of this 1320-nucleotide messenger RNA. Its product is annotated as glycosyltransferase family 31 protein. NCBI's taxonomy places the organism in Eukaryota, Fungi, Ascomycota, Dothideomycetes, Mycosphaerellales, Mycosphaerellaceae. Gene Ontology annotation, cellular component: membrane. Bases 1 to 1320 code for a protein of 439 amino acids. The transcript has 2 exons. The record is from RefSeq and is a predicted model, not a curated record. Gene Ontology annotation, molecular function: glycosyltransferase activity.
AUGCACGAGCAGCAUGUGUUGUGUACAUCAGCACUCAUGUUCAAGGUUUCACGAUACGAGAUGAGGAUUUGGGGAGUAUGCAAAACCAAAGCAUUCUUCCCGCCGCUCAAGGAUGGCUGUCCGCAUGACCACAUACCACCCGGGCCGACGACGCUGGAAUUCCCGGCCGCGCUCCUCGGAGAUGUCCAGAUUGUCAUGAAGACGGGCAUUGGCGAGCGUGCCAAGACGGAGACGUUUCUGGAGACGUAUGGGUCUGUCGUUGGGAAUGUUUUGAUCUUUUCGGAUGCGGAGGAUCGAGUUGGGGGGUAUGAAGUUGUUGAUAUUUUGGCGGAGUUGCCGCCUUCGUAUGCGGUUAAUAACUCCGACUGGGCGUAUUAUGUUGAACAGCAGGAGGCUUUGAAGGCUGGCGAGACGGUGGGUAAGUCUCACGAAGGAUGGAGAAUCGAUCGAUUCAAGUUCCUUCCCAUGGUCGAGAAGGCCUUCGAGUUACGACCUCAUGCCAAGUGGUACGUCUUCAUCGAAGCGGAUAUCUACUAUUUCUGGGACACUCUAUUCCGCAUGUUGGAUAACCUGGAUCCAAACACCGCCCACUACCUCGGUGCGCCUACUCCAGGCGCUCACGAUCGUUGGUUCGCAUACGGAGGCGGCGGAACGGUCUUGUCGAACCGACUCGUAAAGGAUCUGUUGCAGAACGGCAAGAAGAAAGUCAGCAGAGAUCCGAAGUAUGAGUUCUGGGCGAAAGACGACUGCUGCGGCGAUGCUGUGUUGGCGUACGUGAUCCACGCGGAGUUGGGUAUUCGUCUCGAAUCCAUGUAUCCGACCUUCUCAGGGGAGAUGGUGCAGUGGCUUCAGACUCCGCGGGAGAAGUGGUGCGUGCCCCUGCUAGGACUGCAUCGUGUCAGUCAAGAACAGAUGAAGCAGUUAUGGAAGUGGGAGCGAUGUCGAGCGUACACUGAGACGCCAGUCACUUAUGCUACGAUCCUCGAUGUGACAUUGACUCCCUUGCUAAAGGAGAACCCAAGUCGCGACUGGAACAAUGGCGCCAACCACAAGUUGCCAGAGGAGGAUUUAGCUCACGAAGGUAUUCGCUUCUGCGAGAUCGCAUGUGCCGAUAACAGUACCUGCUUGCAGUACCGAUACUCGCGUGGGCGGUGCUAUCUCUCCGACUUUGUGCAGGCAGGCGACAAGGAGGAGGAUCUAUCGAAAGAAGCUUUCUCAGGCUGGGGCGUGGAAGCCUUGGAGAGACUGGGAUAUGACCCGGACAAAGAUCCAAGCACGUACUGCAGUGAAGCUCAGUGGGUGAUACCUAAGGGGACGUGA